AUGAUAAGGUCACCCGACUACUUACAGGCUAUACUUCACUGUAGUUGGUUCCGGAUGUCUUUACUGAAACAAUCGGGUGUCGUAGGUGCACCCAUCAUGUCUGAUCCAGAGAUAGCUGCUAUCGCCAGCAAGAAUGGUGUGUCGCCCGCUAUCAUCCUCAUCAGUCACCAUGUCAGCAAAGGAACAGUCGUCUUACCUAAAUCCGUUAGCGAGGAGCGAAUGACAGAGAACAGGAAGGUUAUCAAGAUCUCAGCCGAGGAUCUGGAGAAGCUCGAUGCCCUUGUUGCCAAUGGAAAGGCCAAACGUAUCAACACUCCUCUUUGGGGUUGGAACCUUGGCUUCGACGACUGGUACGGUCCUAAAAAUUAA
This is a messenger RNA of Kwoniella botswanensis, 369 nucleotides long. RefSeq lists its product as uncharacterized. The transcript has 2 exons. The record is from RefSeq and is a predicted model, not a curated record. Lineage: Eukaryota; Fungi; Basidiomycota; Tremellomycetes; Tremellales; Cryptococcaceae. Bases 1 to 369 code for a protein of 122 amino acids. Gene Ontology annotation, molecular function: oxidoreductase activity.